Molecule: messenger RNA, 7013 nt
Organism: Cherax quadricarinatus
Lineage: Eukaryota; Metazoa; Arthropoda; Malacostraca; Decapoda; Parastacidae
Biological process (GO): mitochondrial DNA replication
Cellular component (GO): mitochondrion
Molecular function (GO): single-stranded DNA exodeoxyribonuclease activity
Source: RefSeq, a predicted model, not a curated record
GACUUCUGCGCCAGCCUUCGUCGUGUGUGGACGUCUCUCUCUCGCCUGAGUAUCAGUGACAAAUUUCCCUCAUUCUCACUGGGACACUUGUCCUCGUCUGUUUUGCCCGCCGGGCACUACAGGAGGGACACCUGUUCAUCGGCUUACUUUUAGCCAGCUCCAUUUUUUCCGCUCUGCGGAUAAUCUCUAACCGGUUUUGGUGGGAAGCCGGUUACUGAACUCAGGUGGGGUGUGGCCGUCUGGCUGUGCUGGUGCUUGGCAAGGGCGUCCACCUGAUCUAAUUGGGAACUUUUGUUCCUUUUUCUUCUGUGGCCCAGCUUUCGGCAGUAAAUCUUCCCCGAACAUCGGGAAGUCAGGCUUGAUACAGUGUAAGGUGUCAGUGGUCCUGAUAAACCCAACAAAGUACGAAAAGAUUAUUAUUAUUAUUAUUAUAAUCAAAAAGAAGCGCUAAGCCACAAGGACUAUACAGCGCUGCAAGUAGGAAAAGAAAGAACUUGGAUGCUACGGUCUGGCCUGAAUAUCAGCGACAAUUUUCUUUCGUUCUCUCUGAGACGCUGCACUGGUCGCCGUUGCCCAGCGGUGAGAGUAGCGACUCUCAUUGCUGAGGUCCAGGGUAUGUUGCUGAGGAACUUCAUAAAUACAAGUGUCUGGUCUGUCUGCCAACCCAAGGUCAACUCUUUCAGGCUCAGGGUUAAUAGAAGGACUAGUGGUUCAGACACUCCAGAUGAAGAGCUCAUCCACAAAGUUACCAGCACAGAAAAUGACACUAAUCAAGAAAACAUUGCCUGUGAAGCAGAGAUGCAAUAUUUUAUGGGUAGACCAUCAGAAUUUGAUGGUAGACAGCACAAUAAAAGUGACAGUAAAGCAGUACCAAUUAAACAAACUUUAGCAUCUACAAACAAGAUGCUUUUUGGCCCGCUUAUAGAAACAUCUGCCCAGAAAACGAGGUGUUUAAGAAGAGAAGCACUGGAUAUUACAGUAAAGAACAGGAGAAAAACAAGUAAAAAAAAUGUAAAAGAAAGCAGAGCUGUAGUACAAAUUAAGCCCCUUGUACAUUAUGUAGAAAACUCUCACUUGCUUGGUAUUUUUCCUGGUAAUUCCAGAUUAUCAAAUAAACAAAAUACAUUCAAAGUUAAAAUAGAAUUACAGCAGGCUAUAGUACAGGAUGAUCCUUAUCAGAAUACUGCAACUUCUAAAUACCCUGAAAGCAUUAAUAAAAGAACAGUAGCUCUUAGAAAAAUGCCACAAAUAUGCGACUUAAAACAACAUAAAGCAUUUUCCCAAGGAAAAGAUAAAGUUCAGAAAAUUAUAGUUGCUUCUUGGACAGAGGGCAGAGAAGGCUGUUGUGCUGCUUUUCAUAACACUGAAAUUUUAUUAAAUGAAAAAUCAAAUGAAGAUGACUUGCAUGUUACAAAAAGUAAUGAAGAAACUACUUUUAAGGAACCUACACAAAAUAGUGUUCAUAGUGCUCAAAAAGAUAAAGUAAAGGAACAAAGACUGGACCAAAUGCCAUUCAUUAAUAAACUCAAAGAAAAUAAUAAUAAUAGCUCUUUUAUUACAAUAGACAAUUCCAAAUUUUCAGCUGUUCCAAGCUCUUUGGACAUGAAAAUGAUAAAAGAUUUUCCCCUGUUUAGUGACACUCCAUUGACUGGUUAUACCAAGCUGUGCACUUCUGUACCCAUCCCAACCCUAGUGCAGGAAAAUAUUGUGACAGUUGGAAUGUUUGAUGGUGGUUAUCAAAAACUUCCAAGUGUUAGGAAAAUACUGGAUGAAACUAUGCCUUUGGCUAAUAAGAUAGCAUUAGAGAAAUGGAAGGCAAAAAUGGUUAUUGAACUAGGAGAAGAUGGCUUUGAACAGUAUAGAAAAGGUUUGCUAAACCGUGGAAUGUUGCUCCAUAGUUGUAUUCAGUCAGAACUCAGUGGUCAGUCUCCACUUAUUGAAGAUUUCCCAACAUUACAAGGCUUUUGGACAAGUCUCAGGCAAAUUCUGCCAAACGUGUCUGAUGUCAACGUGUUGGAGAGUCGCUUAAUCCACCCAUAUCUUUACUACCAGGGAGCUGUGGACUGUGUUGGGUCUUACAGAGGAACACCAAUGUUAAUUGAAUGGAAGACCUCUAGUAAACCAAAACUCUCCUUGACGUCUAUGUUUGAUGAUCCACUUCAAGUUGUAGCUUAUUUGGGAGCUCUUAAUUUUGAUAGCAAUUAUAAACUUCCUUACCAUGUGGAGUCAGUUUUGGUGGUUGUGGCUUAUGAAACUGGAUUACCAGCUCAUGCUCAUGUACUUAAAAAGGAACAGUGUGAACACUAUUGGAAAAUUUGGUGCUCCAGGCUUGCUCAGUUUUGGAAACAAAUAGAGCUUGAAGAGACAGAUAUAUAAAAAACACAAUUAUUGAACUGUGCUACACCCUCUGCAUAAACUAACAAGCACACAUACAAACAUUUGUGUGUGUGUACAUAUGCAUGUACUCUGGUAUUUGUGGUUGGAGGGACAGAUUCUCAGAACCUUGUCUCACCUCUUAAUGUUCCACUUUCUGGAUUCACUUCCUCUUAGUCUCAAAGGACCUAUCGUACUUGUUCUUAAAAUUAUGUAUGGAGCCUGCCUCCACAACUUCCUCACCAAGAUCAUUCCAUUUUCCAACCAACCCUAUGGUUCAGUUUCCAGUGUUGCCUCUGUGUUCCCAUUUCUCACCUCUUGGACUGCCUUUCUCUGUCUAUCUUAUCAUUUCUCCUGAGUAUUUUGCAUGUUGAUAUCAUGUCCUACCUGGUUCUUCAGUCUACCAAUAUUGUCAGGUCCAACGCUGUUAGUCUCUCCUCGUAGCUAGUGGCCCUUAGCUUAGGAACUAGCCUUGUUGCAUACUGCACUUUCUCUAGCUUCUUAAUAUGCUUUUUUGUGUGUGGGUUCCAUACUGGUGCUGCAUACUCCAAGAUGGGUUUAACGUACAUUGUAUAAAGAGCCUAGAAUGACUGUUGAUAUUUCUUGCUAGACAAGCAUUGACUGCAGAAGUUAUUCAGCUCAUGUGAGCCUCUGGCUGGGCACUAUGCUUACCCCUAGAUUUCUCUAUAGAGUGAUAGUGUGAGAAUGAGAGGGAGAGAGAAAGAGAGGGAGUGUGUAAGAGUGAAUAUAAGAGAGGGAAGAAGAGGUAGAGAGAGUGUAAGAGGGGAGAGAGAGGUAGAGAGUGUACAAGAGGGAGAGAGAGGAAGAGAGUGAGAGGGAGUGUGUGUAAGAGAGAGAAUUGUAAGAAAGGGAGUGUGUGUGUGAGAAAGGGAGAGUGAGAGUGAAUAUGAGUGUGAGUGUGUGUAUUUGUUACUUAGGAAAUAUUUUUUCAUUCUCAUGGUCAGGAAGUGGAUUGAUCUGGACAGCGAAGUGAUAAAGGCAGAAUCCAUACAUAGCUUUAAGAAUAAUUAUGACAGAGAUCACCAAGCCUUGAGAAAAUGAACCCACUAGUGACCAGUUUGAGAAGCAGGGCCAGGAACUGAGACUCCAUCCCUAUAACCACAAAUAGGCAAGUAUAAAUAUGAGUGUGUACAUGUGCACACACAUACAUACAUAUACUUAUGCAUACAUUUGUUUACAUACCUACCUACCUAUCAACUGAGGUUAGAAACUCCCUGUUAAGGAUGUCCUCAGCAGCUGUGUUAGUAACUGUCUCCUAGCACAGGCAAGGGUCUUACUGUCCAUGUUAGUACAGUGGCCACAAAAAAAAAUCUGUAGAUUAACACUUUUUGGACAAUAAAACAAAAAAAUGCAACUUACUGUGUGUAAAUGUAUUUUAUUUUCACUUUUUAGCUCCAUCUAGUACUUGGUCAUGUUACCCUUGUUCUUUAUCACCAUCUAAAGUCGCCUGGGUAUCGAAGUGGCGAGGAUGGAGAAGAAGGAGGCGCCCAUGUAGAUCCAAAGCUUCUUCAGUGCCUCCUUCAGAUCCAUGUUGUUGGUGGGUCGAACUUUUGCAAUCUCAUUUUUCAUCACAUGCCAGGCAUUGCCGAUAGGAUUUAGGUCAGGGGAAUUGCUUGGCCACUCCAAAACUCUAAUAUUAUUGUCUUCAAAGAACUUUUUCACCACUUUUGACUUAUGGGCAAGGGCACCAUUAUGCAUAAAAAAUUCACAUGUGAAUGAUCCAAAAUGUCAGCAUGUGGUCCCUUAACACCUCGAUAUAAUUACUUCCCUUCAUUGUAAUACAUGUAUUUUUAGGAAGAAAGUAUAGUCUACCCAUGCCCUUAUAACCACUAAAAGCACCUCAGACCAUAACACUGUCAGGGUGCUCCACAGCAUACCGCGGGUCAUAAUGGGACACACCACUGGGACAAUGGAUGGUCUUGGAGCUGCUCCUGAUGAGCCUGAAGGUACUCUCAACGCUGAACAUCACCUUCUGCCACUGGUCUUCAUGGCUUCAGUUAGCAUGGGCUUCUUGGUGGCACGUUGAGUAGGCAUUUUCAGGUCCUUUUUCAGUCAGUGCUGAAUGGUUUGCACUGCGACAUCAUACAGAGUGCAGGAUGCAUUUUCUUGAGCUCUGCGGCUGUUAUGGCAGGAAAUGAUAACACUUCCCUCCUCAGGAUGUUGUCUAUGUGAAGAGAAAAUGCAUCCUGCAUUCCUGAAAGACGUUGCAGUGCCAAACAUUCAGCAUCAACUGCAAAAGGACCUGAAAAUGCCUGCUUGAUGUGCCACCAAGAAACCCAUGCUAACUGAAGCCAUGAAGAAGAAACGGCUUCAGUUCUGCAAGAAGUACAAGGAUUGGACCUCAGACCAGUGGCAGAAGGUGAUGUUCAGCAAUGAGAGUACCUUCAGGCUCGUUAAGAGUAGCUCCAAGACAGUCUGUCGUCCCAGUGGUGUGUCCCGUUAUGACCUGCAGUAUGCUGUGAAGCACCCUGACAGUGUUAUGGCUUGGGGUGCUUUUAGUAGUUAUAAUGGCAGGGGUGGACUAUACUUCCUUCUUAAGAACAUUACGAUGAAGGGAAGUAAUUAUAUCGAGGUGUUAAGGGACCACAUGGUAACAUUCUGGAUCAUUCAUGAGUUUGAAUAUUUUAUGCAUGAUAAUGCCCUUGCCCAUAAGUCAAAAGCAGUGAAAAAGUUCCUUGAGGGCUAUAAUAUCAGUGUUUUGGAGUGGCCAGGCAAUUCUCCUGAUCUGAAUCCUAUGAAAAUGCUUGGCAUGUGAUGAAAAAUGAGAUUGCAAAAGUUCGACCCACCAACAUCAUGGACCUGAAGAAGGCACUGAAGAAACUUUGGAGCUACAUGGAUGCUUCCUUCUUCUCCACUUUGAUGCCCAGGCGACUUCAGAUGGUGAUAAAGAACAGGGUUAACAUGACCAAGUACUAGUUGGAAGCUAAAAAGUGAAAAUAAAAUACAUGUACACACAGUAAGUUGCAUUUUUUCGUUUUAUUGUCCAAAAAUUGUUCAUGUAUAGAUUUUUUUUGUGGCCACUGUAUAGCCUUAACAUUAACACAGCAGGCUAGAUCUGCCUUGGAGUGAAGAUCAUCUGGAGUAUGUUAGUGUUUUAUUAUGGUUACAGGAUGUGCAUUUAUUUUACUUCUUUGAAGUUAACAUUCAUGAUUUUGUUUUAGAAGACUGUAAUAUGUGCUUUCAUUUAAUAGUGCCAGUAUUAAAGAAGGUAAGAAAAAAGUUCCAUAGUUUAGGUAUGAAGGUGAAUCAGUUCUUGCAUAAAUGAAGAACCUGCGUAUUAUAGUUUGUGUUUUUCUUGACAUUUUUAUACCUCUUAUGAACUGCCUGAAGAUAUGGACAAAAUAGAGUUAAGGUCUUCAGGCACUCAUCAAAAUUUGUAAAGUCUGCAUCUAUGUAUUUCUUGUAGUGUGACCUCCAUGUACCCCUCUAGGGAGGUUCCUUGAUGCUGGUAAGGGGUUUUGAUCCUAGGAAUUGUACCUGUACUUCCCUUCCUUGGCACUGUAUGACUCCUAAAUAUAAAGAUACUAACAUUUUUUUUAUUCAAAAUGUUUCUCAGAAAUAUUGUGGUCUUUUUUUUUUUCAUUAUUUUUUUCUCAGUUGUUCAAGGUUUACACAAAACUAGUCCCAACUAUUAUAAUUCCUUUAUCUCUUCCAAUAUCUUACUCGGUAACAUUUUGCAAAUUUAUUGUGUUUAAUGGUACCCAAAACUUUCUUGUUUUACAAACAUGCUGAAAUUUUUUCUAACCUUCCUAAUAUAUUCAUCCAUGUUGUGUUGUUAUAUUCAUGGGAAGGCACUAAAUAUAUAACAUUUGUGGUAUACAUUAAGUUACAAUUUAUUUGGCGUCCAUCACACACCAAUUGGCAUGCCCUCUCAACCAGCAUUUAGAAUGAAGCAGGUUAUUUAGGGGGUCCACUGCUCUGUUGGAUUGUGCAAUUCAAAUCAACCAGUAGCAUGUAAGUUUGCCUCCAUCCAAAUUGAGGCCAUGCUUUACCACCUGACUGAUCAUAUACACUUGUACUUGCUUUUUUAUUCUGAAGUGUAUAACAAACUUAUGAGUGGCUCUUUGCACUCUGGCACACUACUGCUAUUCUUCUGAUUAUUUAACUUUGUAAAUAUUUUAAGUAUCUUAGUGAAGGGAAUAUACAGGUAAAGAAAAAACCACCCCCUUGUGUUUGGCCUUUGCCUUUAAGGAUUGACCCAAGUAAUUAAUCUUGAGACUUAAAUUAUGGCCAAGUACAACAGGCCCUGGAACUGCAUACCUGUUUUCUUAAUAAUGGUCAUGCAGUACCUGGAAAAUGGGAGGUGAUUAGGUUUGAUUCCUUGGGUCAGGAACCUUUCACUGGUAUCAAGUCACCUUCCUUUCAGGAAUUUUUUGUUGUACCUGGCUCAACCUCUGCUGUGUUCUGAUCACUUGUGGUGGACUUAUGAGGGCACUUGUCUUGCUGUUACCUACCUCAGCUCAUUUGAAGGUGUUUUUGUCAUGUGACAUACUAAUUGGCAAAAAAAUAUAGUUGGAGAAAAUAUUCAGCCAUUUGUUCCUUAGAAGCAACUCCACUCAUUACUUUAUAUCGGAAAAAUGUUAUCAGCCUGUCUUGGUGGAAGACGGCUGUUCAGUUAA